AUGGUGCGUGGAGCAGUGGGACGCCCGAAAAAGGUCCCGGGCGAUCACACGCGCAAGCCCCGCAAGAAAAAAGACAAGAACGCGCCCAAGCGCGCGCUGUCGGCCUUUAUGUUCUUUAGCAAUGACAUCCGCGACACGGUGAAGAAGGAGAUGCCGGAGCUCCAGUUUCUCGAGAUCUCGAGCGAGAUUGGACGGCGCUGGAAGAAGAUUACCGACGAGGAGCGCCGGCCAUAUGACGAGUUGGCGGCUGCUGACAAGCGGAGGUAUAUGGAGGAGAAGGAGGAUUACGUGCCGGACCCGUCGUUUGAGACGACCAAGGGCACGCGCAAGAAGAAGGACCCGAACGCGCCCAAGCGCGCGCUGUCGGCCUACUUCUUCUUUUGCAACGACAUGCGUCAGGAGACCCGUGACGAGAACCCGAGCAAGAAGAUCACGGAGAUUGCCACGCUCUCGGCCGAGAAGUGGCGCGCGCUGCCGGACAAGAAGCGCGUCAAGUACCAGAAGAUGCACGAGGAGGCGAAGGUCAAGUACCUCCAGCAGAUGGACGUUUACAACUCGAACGACGUGGCGGUGCAAGAGCCAGACGAGGUGGACGAGGACGACGACGAGGACGACGACGACGAAUAG
Molecule: messenger RNA, 627 nt
Organism: Peronospora matthiolae
Lineage: Eukaryota; Oomycota; Peronosporomycetes; Peronosporales; Peronosporaceae
Source: the annotation of a GenBank genome assembly